Messenger RNA from Thermothielavioides terrestris NRRL 8126, 1622 nucleotides. RefSeq lists its product as uncharacterized. Lineage: Eukaryota; Fungi; Ascomycota; Sordariomycetes; Sordariales; Chaetomiaceae. The transcript is spliced from 2 exons. The coding region runs from base 184 to 1536 and encodes 450 amino acids. Gene Ontology annotation, cellular component: SAM complex; ERMES complex. Gene Ontology annotation, biological process: protein insertion into mitochondrial outer membrane; phospholipid transport; establishment of mitochondrion localization. The record is from RefSeq and is a predicted model, not a curated record.
CAGCGGAUGGAUGGACGUCGCAACGAGAUCGCCAGCCCGCCGCAACCCAAACGCAAUUCAACUUCAUGCACCGCGUCGAUGCUCAAGGCUCUCAAUCUUUUCCAGUUUUCCAGAACCUCUCAAUGAUACGCCAAAGGUGACAGAAAGCGCCAAUCCUGCCGGCCACGCAGGGUUCAGAGGAAGAUGCGCGAGUUCAUGCACUACAUCACCGAUGCCUUCUACAGCGCAAGCGGGUGGAACGAGGACAACACUUACAAGGAGCUGAACGCCACGGCGAGAGAGCUCAUCGACUUCCCGCUCCCUCGAGGGCUCCGUUUGAACCUCUCGUCACUUGCGACCCCCCACUUUGCGACGAGCUACCAACUCAGCAGCGUGGGCAUCGUCGACGGCUCCAUCUCAUACCUCCACAGCACCGUUCCCCUCACGGGAAUCGCUGCCCAAUCGGACCGGAUACCACUGCCGGCGCUCCUCCGAUCCUACCGACGACUACACGACCUUGGCUCAAGAGCUCGGCAAUGGGAUGUGGGGCCAGGCGACGCGCAAGCUGAGACGACGGUCCCUGCCGUCGCCAACACCGAACAAAGUCCGGCCAGUCGCGGAGGAACGCUCCUUUAUGGCCGCCUGUACCUGCCACGGUCGCUCCUCGAAGGCCUCGUUGUCCGGCGACUCACACCGUCUCUGCAGGUCCAGCUCUCAGCCGUCAGUGAAAGGUCUCUGCGGAACGGCGGCACGUUGCUAGGCUUGGUUCAGUAUGAUAGGGGAAAAUACGGGGUUGAGGGUUUAGCAUCGACCGACGGUGGGCUUCUCGGCAUCCGUGGCCUCUACAACUUCGGCGGAGACGCCUCUUUGCCGUCUGCGAGCUCCGCUGGCGGUCCGGCCAACGCGGAGAAUCACGGCAACGGCCAGUCGGUGGAGAAAGAGCGCAUAUACGGCCGGUUCAGCGCCGGCGGCGAGGUGUACUAUGGAACGCUCAACAAGUCUGGUGGCAUGUCCCUCGGAGCGCGCUUCGCGACUUUACCGGCGCACCGGGGGACCCCGCUGACAGCGACCUUGACCAUCAAUCCGCUCAUGGGGAACAUCAAUGCCACCUACGCCGUCCUCGCCAAGGACUACUGCUCCCUGGCCACGAGGAUGGAGUUCAAUGUCUACAGCUACGAGAGCGACUGGGCAGUCGGGAUGGAGUUGUGGAGCAACAGGAGGCCAGCAGGGUUCUUGCUCGGCGCAGACCCAAACAGUCAGCCCGAGAGCGACCUUGAACCACCCAGGAAGAAGGAGAGAAGCUUCCAGGCGAAAAUGGAAUGGAGACUAGACGACCCCGAGCCUGAGCCCAGGAUACCCAAGCCCGAGGAGGGACCUGCGGGAAAGGAGGAGUACCGCGGGGUGCUGAAGGCACGGCUUGACCAGAACCUCCGAGUCGGCCUCCUUUGGGAGGGCCGUAUCAAGUCGCUUAUAUUCAGCCUCGGCACCGGAGUCGACUUGCGCAAACUGGGCGAGCCAUUCCGAAGCCUGGGGCUCGAAAUACAAUACUCUUCGUAAUGGCGCGCUUUUGUCAGCAAUUACGGAGUGGUCUUUGUGCGACAGUGGCUUUGUCCAGCACUUGCGUCGAUGCGGAGCCCUGCUCU